GCACUUCCGUGUGCCGCGGCGCCAGAGCAGGAGGCGGCGGCCGCGGGAUUCCGCGAGCGGGCCCCUGGACAUCCACCCUCCGUGCCGGGACCCGGGCGGCCCCCAUUGGCCGCCGGGCCCGUCCUCAUCCUCAUCAAGCUUGUGCUCACCUCCCCUUCCACGCGCUUCGGCGAGACCCGCGCCGCGAGACAGACCCCGGCCCGCCGGGACCCCUGGCGCCCGGCCCUCCGUCGGGAGGCUUCACCAUGGCGCCAUUCCUGCGAAUCUCCUUCAAUUCCUAUGAGCUGGGCUCCCUGCAGACAGAGGAUGAGGCAAGCCAGCCUUUCUGUGCUGUGAAGAUGAAGGAAGCACUGAGCACCGAGCGCGGGAAGACGCUGGUUCAGAAGAAACCCACCAUGUAUCCUGAGUGGAAGUCAACAUUUGAUGCCCACAUUUACGAAGGCCGUGUCAUCCAGAUUGUGCUGAUGCGGGCUGCUGAAGACCCACUGUCUGAGGUGACCGUGGGUGUGUCGGUACUGGCUGAACGCUGCAAGAAGAACAAUGGCAAGGCGGAGUUCUGGCUGGACCUGCAGCCUCAGGCCAAGGUGCUGAUGUCUGUGCAGUAUUUCUUGGAGGAUGGGGAUUGCAAACAGUCUAUGCGUAGCGAGGAGGAGGCUAAGUUCCCAACCAUGAACCGCCGUGGAGCCAUUAAACAGGCCAAAAUCCACUACAUCAAGAACCACGAGUUCAUCGCCACCUUCUUUGGGCAGCCCACCUUCUGCUCUGUGUGCAAAGAAUUUGUCUGGGGCCUCAACAAGCAAGGCUACAAAUGCCGGCAAUGCAACGCUGCCAUCCACAAGAAAUGCAUUGACAAGAUCAUCGGCCGCUGCACAGGCACUGCCGCCAACAGCCGGGACACCAUCUUCCAGAAAGAACGCUUCAACAUUGACAUGCCACACCGGUUCAAGGUCUACAACUACAUGAGCCCUACCUUCUGUGACCACUGUGGCAGUUUGCUUUGGGGACUGGUGAAGCAGGGGUUAAAGUGUGAAGACUGUGGCAUGAAUGUACACCACAAAUGCCGAGAGAAGGUGGCCAACCUGUGUGGCAUCAAUCAGAAGCUCUUGGCUGAGGCCUUGAACCAAGUGAGCCAGAGAUCUUCACGGAAGCUGGACUCGGGAUCACCAGAGAGUGUUGGAAUAUACCAGGGAUUCGAGAAGAAGAUAGGAAUUUCUGGGGAUGACACUCCAGACAACAACGGGACCUAUGGCAAGAUCUGGGAGGGUAGCGCCCGGUGCAGCAUCGAUCGCUUCACCUUCCAUAAGGUGCUGGGCAAGGGCAGCUUUGGCAAGGUACUACUUGCGGAGCUAAAGGGCAAAGAGCAGUUCUUCGCGAUCAAGUGCCUGAAGAAGGACGUGGUGUUGAUCGAUGAUGACGUGGAGUGCACCAUGGUGGAGAAGCGGGUGCUGGCGCUGGCCUGGGAGAGCCCCUUCCUCACCCACCUCAUCUGUACCUUCCAGACCAAGGACCACCUGUUCUUUGUGAUGGAGUUCCUCAAUGGGGGUGACCUGAUGUACCACAUCCAGGACAAAGGCCGUUUCGAACUCUACCGGGCUACGUUUUAUGCAGCUGAGAUCAUUUGCGGGCUACAGUUUCUACACAGCAAAGGCGUCAUUUACAGGGACCUCAAGCUGGACAAUGUGAUGCUGGACCGGGAUGGCCACAUCAAAAUAGCUGAUUUUGGCAUGUGCAAAGAGAAUAUAUUUGGGGAGAACCGAGCCAGCACCUUCUGUGGCACCCCUGAUUACAUCGCCCCUGAGAUUCUGCAGGGCCUGAAGUACACAUUCUCCGUGGACUGGUGGUCCUUUGGGGUCCUCCUCUAUGAGAUGCUCAUUGGCCAGUCUCCCUUCCAUGGUGAUGAUGAGGAUGAACUCUUUGAGUCUAUCCGGGUGGACACGCCACACUAUCCCCGCUGGAUCACCAAGGAGUCCAAGGACAUCAUGGAAAAGCUGUUCGAGAGGGAGCCAGUCAAGAGACUGGGAAUGACAGGAAACAUCAGGAUUCACCCCUUUUUCAAGACUAUCAAUUGGGCCCUGCUAGAGAAGCGAAAAGUGGAGCCGCCCUUCAAGCCCAAAGUGAAAUCCCCUGCAGACUACAGCAACUUUGACCAAGAGUUCCUGAGUGAGAAACCCCGCCUUUCCUACAGUGACAAGAACCUCAUCGACUCUAUGGACCAGGCAGCCUUCCAUGGCUUCUCCUUUGUAAAUCCCAAAUUUGAGCAACUCCUGGACAAGUGAGCUCCCAGACCUUCUUUCUGUGCCAACAGAGCAGUUCUCAUCCGCAUGCCCAUGGACAGCAGCAGGUGACUGGGUGAUUGCCGCUGCUACCCCUUACCCUCAGAGGGCUUGGCUCUUGUUGGCUGGGCUCACAGUACCUUCCUCUGUGAACUGUUUGUGAAUUUGCUUUCCCUUUGCCGUCAGAGGGAAACUGUAAAUCCUGUGUUUCAUUACUUGAAUGUAGUUAUUGAAAUAUAUAUUAUAUAUAUGCACAUAUAUAUAAUAGGCUGUAUAUAUUGCUCAGUAUAGAAGCAUGUAGGGGACUGGUAAUGUGUUGACCUUUUU
Phodopus roborovskii (desert hamster) is the source of this 2600-nucleotide messenger RNA. It is a transcript of the gene Prkcd, whose product is annotated as protein kinase C delta. Gene Ontology annotation, molecular function: ATP binding; diacylglycerol-dependent serine/threonine kinase activity. The coding region runs from base 246 to 2276 and encodes 676 amino acids. NCBI's taxonomy places the organism in Eukaryota, Metazoa, Chordata, Mammalia, Rodentia, Cricetidae. Gene Ontology annotation, biological process: protein phosphorylation. The record is from RefSeq and is a predicted model, not a curated record. The transcript has 18 exons.